Babesia sp. Xinjiang is the source of this 495-nucleotide messenger RNA. Its product is annotated as Calmodulin-like protein 3. Gene Ontology annotation, molecular function: calcium ion binding. Bases 1 to 495 code for a protein of 164 amino acids. The record is from RefSeq and is a predicted model, not a curated record. NCBI's taxonomy places the organism in Eukaryota, Apicomplexa, Aconoidasida, Piroplasmida, Babesiidae. The transcript has 6 exons. Gene Ontology annotation, cellular component: cytoplasm.
AUGGUCACAAGGCCACACCUCCGCCUCGAUGCGGAGCAAUUUGACAUGUUGGAAAACCAUUUUAAUCUGGUCGAUGGUAACGGAGAUGGACGUAUCACCAAGGAUGAAUUCCGCCUAUUAUUCAGAUCAUUGGGUCAAACUGCCACUAAUAGGCGUUUGGAGGGUAUAGUCGAAGAAGCGUUCAAGGAAGCAGCGCCAGAGGGCCUGGAUUGCGAGGAGUUUAUGAAUACAUUCAUGCAGACAUUCACGUGCCCGCCGAGCGAGCGGGCAGUCCGGGAAGCACUCAUGCUCUUCGACAAGGCUAACAGGGGCUACAUCGAUACGCAAGAAUUUGUAAGACUGCUCACUACACGGGGAGAGAAACUCGAACAGAGGGAGAUCGACUACCUCUUCGAGUUACUCAACAUACCACCAAACACAAAAGAAAUAGACUACACAAGAUUCGCAGAAGAAGUAUAUCGCAUGCUCCCAAUAUUAUCGCGCGAAAAUAUCUGA